Molecule: messenger RNA, 1264 nt
Organism: Dinoponera quadriceps
Lineage: Eukaryota; Metazoa; Arthropoda; Insecta; Hymenoptera; Formicidae
Product: tRNA (guanine-N(7)-)-methyltransferase
Exons: 7
Coding region: 303-1040 (245 amino acids)
Biological process (GO): RNA (guanine-N7)-methylation; tRNA methylation
Cellular component (GO): tRNA methyltransferase complex
Molecular function (GO): tRNA (guanine(46)-N7)-methyltransferase activity
Source: RefSeq, a predicted model, not a curated record
UGCAGAGUGAACACCACGUGUUAUGCAAUUCUUGGAGCUCGUCUACAUUUUAGUCGUGCAAUCGAUAUGCCACGCGCGACCGAGAGUUUCCACGUGGACGACUACAAGCGCUAAUUAGACCCCGAACAUGUGCAUUUGGAUAAUUGAAUUUUUCAAUAUCACCUAUUGUUCGACUCACGCAAUUGUUACCCGCUACUGGUGCGUGUCAUAAACGCUGAUUUAGCCGAGAGCGAGACGUAAACGUCGACGAAUGAAGGAUCCAUUAUUGCAAUUAACCACAGACUAAAUGUAAAAUAUCGACGAUGCAAGCGUUACCGCAGAAGAAGUAUUACAGACAACGUGCCCAUUCAAAUCCGAUAGCCGAUCAUUGCCUAGAAUACCCUAUAAAACCGGAUUUGAUGGAUUGGAAUACCUUGUACCCAGAACAUUUUCAUACUAACAAUAAGCAAGAAACACAGAAACAUGUGGAAUUUGUAGAUAUUGGUUGUGGUUAUGGAGGACUGCUAGUUACCUUAUCGCCAAUGUUUCCCAAUAGUCUGAUACUUGGUAUGGAAAUCCGAAUAAAGGUUGCAGACUAUGUUAGAGAUCGCAUUGCUGCACUACGUUGCCAAAAUCCUGGCAAGUACCAGAAUAUCGCUUGUCUGAGAUCAAACGCUAUGAAGUAUCUGCCGAAUUACUUUCACAAAGGGCAGUUAAAGAAGAUGUUUUUCCUGUAUCCAGAUCCACACUUCAAAAGGUCGAAACACAAAUGGAGGAUAAUAAACAAGUCGUUGUUAGCGGAAUACGCUUAUCUGUUAGCCGAAGGAGCAAUUGUAUACACUGUAACAGAUGUGAAUGAUCUGCACAAGUGGAUAGUUCAGCACUUUCAGGAACACCCGUUGUUUGAAGAAGUAUCUAAGGAAGACUUGAACGCAGAUCCCAUAGUAGAGAAAUUAUACGAGAGCACCGAGGAGGGCAAGAAAGUAACGAGGAACAAAGGUGAUAAAUUUCUGGCUGUAUUCAGGAGGAUCGCGGAUCCUUACGUUGCGACGAAUAGCUAGCAACUAUAAUGAUUGUAUACAGCUGUAUAUACACGUUAAUGCAUGAUUGGUUUCUCGUGGAGGGAUAUUCUCGCUACCGACCGUGAUUUCGGUAUUGCAACGGGGUGUUCUCUGUCGUGAUGCAAUAAUCGUGCCUCUGAAAUGAAUUGUAAGCGUUGAGAGAGUAAGUUUCCCACUUACUAUACAUAUUGUCAUUCAAAAAUAAAGUAUGACAUUUUCCGAUA